AUGGGCUAUGGAACUAUGAAGACUGUCUUGAUCCUCACGGGGCUUAUAGCCCUUGCCUUAAGCGUGGCUGUCCCACAACAUAAUUAUGAAUUUAAGACAGUUGAUGCGGACUUUGUUUACAAACAAAAGAAAGUGCUCUCUUUGUUCAAGAGCGUAGAGGAAAACGACAACUCGGCAGACUGUCACAAAGCUGGUUUGAACUAUGAUAUUGAAGCGAGCAUCAACAAGUAUACUAACAAGAAAGCAGUUGAGGAUUUCUUGUAUCUGCAACAGGGCCACUUUAAGGCUUUUAAUAGAGUAGUAGACUUCACCAGCCCGAAAGCAAUAAAUUUUGUCGCGGAAGUCCCAAACCUUUGGACAAGUACACCUUCAUGCCAAGUGCUUUAG
Arctia plantaginis is the source of this 387-nucleotide messenger RNA. The record is from the annotation of a GenBank genome assembly. Lineage: Eukaryota; Metazoa; Arthropoda; Insecta; Lepidoptera; Erebidae.